This is a messenger RNA of Pestalotiopsis fici W106-1, 354 nucleotides long. RefSeq lists its product as uncharacterized. The transcript has 4 exons. The record is from RefSeq and is a predicted model, not a curated record. NCBI's taxonomy places the organism in Eukaryota, Fungi, Ascomycota, Sordariomycetes, Amphisphaeriales, Sporocadaceae. The coding region runs from base 1 to 354 and encodes 117 amino acids.
AUGGCCCCGGCUCUGAAGCACAUAGCCAAUGCCCAAGAGGCAAGCAUUCCUAACUAUAAGAAUUUCCCCAACAUUUUCCUUGGUGCAAUUCACUCUAGCACCCAGGAUGACUCGGAGAAGCCAAUCACCAGUGGCUUUUACCGCAUCGAAAAGGGCGCAACCAUGACCGCCACUUACACCUAUUACGAGUUCAAGCUCGUCGUUGCUGGCGAUCUUAUCGUCUCUGACUCGACGGGCCAAAAAGUCAAGGCUGUCAAGGGUGAUAUCAUUUACUUCCCCAAGGGCGCAACAAUCACUUUCGAAACCGAGAAUGGCGGCGAAGCCUUUUUUGUCGCUCAACGUGCCUCACCGUAG